AUGCGGGCCGUUAAUGAUCGUGAACGAUUAUGUCUUGAACGGGGUCCUGGUAAACGUUUUGGACACCAUAUGGCCUUCCAUGACGGACGCCUCUACGUCGGGUUCGGCUCGGACGGCGUCGGACCACUGUUCGACGUUUGGUACUACGACCUGACUACCGUCCUCCAAGCCCGAAACCAGACUCUGGAAUUACAGGACGUCCUGACCGCUGGGGCUUGUCCGGAUUCGAAAGCGCGACCUGAAGGUUUGGGCUGGAACUAUGUGACAUUGUACAACGACCGGAGUGAGGUAGUACGUCUAAACGAGUCGCGAGUGGAUUCUGCGGCUACGCAACUUCCGGAAACGACAAGGUGGCUGAUCCAUGGCGGCGGAGGGUGUUACGGACCGUUAACAAACUCUUGUUUGGAAAUCGACCUGGUCAGUCACGAGUGCCGUUGUUUUAGAGUGCCUUUGGCGACAAGUGACGCCGACGCACUUGGGCGAAGUUCAGCCGGGCGAAGUUCAGCCGGGCGAAGUUCAGCCGGGCGAAGUUCAGCCGGGCGAAGUUCGAUGUUCGAUGAGGUUUCGGCAGAGGUUGAAAGCAGCGUUGCGGGGUGUGAGACGGAGGCUGCUCCACGUCGGAUUCUUCAGGGACUUCGUGGCCAUGCACUUGUGGCACUGUCAAAGGAUAUGGUGCUGGUUCUAGGUGGAUUAACUUCGAAGGCCCGACCGAGCCAAGCGGCGUACGUUUUGCAGGCUAACCCCAGUGGCUGGCACAUGCGCAAACGGACCCCGGCACGACUACCGACCAACUACCUCCAAAGCACCGCUUCCCUCUUCACCUACAACGCCGAAGAGACCGUGGACGAAAAAGCCCCAGGCGACAAGGCCUCAACCAACGGGCACAAGCAACCCGCGGGGGGAGCCGCGGGGAGAGAAAACGAAGCGCCGGAAAGAGGAGAGAAAGGCGGGGUUCGAGAAGGGGCUGAGCGUGGCCGGGAGGAAGCUCAGGGGGGAGAGGACUACGUUCGGGACAAUGUUCAGGACAAUGUCCACGACUACGUUCGGGACAAUGUCCAGGACUACGUUCGGGACAAUGUCCAGGACUACGUUCGGGACGAUGUUCAGGACAAUGUUCAGGAUGAAGUCACGAGAAAGGAACAAGAGGCAAGAAAGCACGGGGCGGAGCUGGGCGUUGAACCCGCGUCUUUACGCUCCAAAGCUCCAUACCGACAGUUUUUGCUCGGCAGCAGUGAAGAACCCACUUCCGACCGAGACGAAAGAUCGUGGUAUGAAGUCGACACUUCCAUAGGCAGAGACCAACCAUCGGUGGGCAGGAAAUCAACUGACAGAGAAUCAACCGGCAGAGGAUCAUCAUCUACGGGCGGCAGAGGAUCAGUCGCCGGCAGAGAUCAUCACCUGGACUUGAGUCGGCUCCGAAUCCCAAUCUUCCCCCAAAACAAAUCGGUUUCGAAGUACGAUCAAAAAACGGACGAUGGUUCCAGCGACGAUCAUGAACUGGAGUUCUUGCGAAGUCGCUGCAAAGAGCUACAGGUGGAAAACAAUCGACUUAGGCGCAGAAUUUUUGAUCUUGAAAAAAAAUUGAUAAACCACUGA
Molecule: messenger RNA, 1596 nt
Organism: Gregarina niphandrodes
Lineage: Eukaryota; Apicomplexa; Conoidasida; Eugregarinorida; Gregarinidae
Exons: 1
Coding region: 1-1596 (531 amino acids)
Molecular function (GO): protein binding
Source: RefSeq, a predicted model, not a curated record